Molecule: messenger RNA, 3986 nt
Organism: Mirounga angustirostris (Northern elephant seal)
Lineage: Eukaryota; Metazoa; Chordata; Mammalia; Carnivora; Phocidae
Gene: ERO1B
Product: endoplasmic reticulum oxidoreductase 1 beta
Exons: 16
Coding region: 206-1609 (467 amino acids)
Biological process (GO): protein folding in endoplasmic reticulum
Cellular component (GO): endoplasmic reticulum membrane; endoplasmic reticulum
Molecular function (GO): protein-disulfide reductase activity; FAD binding; thiol oxidase activity
Source: RefSeq, a predicted model, not a curated record
UGAAGUGGGGGCGCUCGGCUCUCCAGCCUCACUCGCAGCUGCCGGGAGCUGGGGAGAGUGGGCCCCGCCUCCGGACGGGCGUGCAGACCUCUGACCCUGGAGUCUCUCAGCCGCCGGGAACCGUCCGCUUGGGUCGUCACCCGGGCCUCCCGCCGUUCCCCGGCCCCGAGGGGCCCGGCCGGCCGCGGUGGGGGGAGAGGUCAGCAUGAGCCGGGGGGCCCGGCGGGCCGGCGCCGGGCAGGGGGCGGCGGCCGCAGUGCAGCUGCUGGUCACCCUGAGCUUCCUCCCGAGCGUCGUCGAGGCCCAGGUCACCGGAGUCCUGGAUGAUUGCCUGUGCGAUAUUGAUAGCAUUGAUAACUUUAACACCUUCAAAAUCUUCCCCAAAAUAAAAAAAUUGCAAGAGCGAGACUACUUCCGUUAUUACAAGGUCAAUCUGAAGAGACCAUGUCCUUUCUGGGCAGAAGAUGGCCAUUGUUCAAUAAAAGACUGCCAUGUGGAGCCCUGUCCAGAGAGCAAAAUUCCAGUCGGAAUUAAAGCUGGGAGUUCUAAUAAGUACUCGAAAGUAGCAAACAAUACCAAAGAAUUAGAAGAUUGUGAGCAAGCUAAUAAACUGGGAGCAAUUAACAGCACACUAAGUAAUCAAAGCAAAGAAGCUUUCAUUGACUGGGCAAGAUAUGAUGAUUCACAGGAUCACUUUUGUGAACUUGAUGAUGAGCGAUCUCCAGCUGCUCAGUAUGUAGACCUGUUGCUGAACCCAGAGCGUUACACUGGCUAUAAAGGGUCCUCCGCAUGGAGAGUGUGGAACAGCAUCUACGAAGAAAACUGUUUCAAGCCUCGAUCUGUUUAUCGUCCUUUAAAUCCUCUGGCACCUAGUCGAGGAGAAGAUGAUGGAGAAUCAUUCUACACGUGGCUGGAAGGUUUGUGUCUGGAAAAGAGAGUCUUCUAUAAGCUCAUAUCUGGACUUCAUGCUAGUAUCAAUUUACAUCUAUGUGCAAAUUAUCUUUUGGAAGAAACCUGGGGUAAACCUAGCUGGGGACCUAAUAUGAAAGAAUUUAAACGCCGCUUUGACCCUGUGGAAACUAAGGGAGAAGGUCCAAGAAGGCUUAAGAAUCUGUACUUUUUAUACUUAAUUGAGCUUCGAGCUUUAUCAAAGGUGGCCCCAUAUUUUGAGCGCUCAAUUGUUGAUCUUUACACUGGAAAUGGAGAAGAAGAUGCUAACACAAAAACCCUUCUACUGAAUAUCUUUCAAGAUACAAAGUCCUUUCCCAUGCACUUUGAUGAGAAGUCCAUGUUUGCAGGUGACAAAAAGGGGGCCAAGUCAUUAAAGGAGGAAUUUCGCUUACAUUUCAAGAAUAUCUCCCGUAUAAUGGACUGUGUUGGAUGUGACAAAUGCAGAUUAUGGGGGAAAUUGCAGACUCAGGGUCUAGGAACUGCCCUGAAGAUAUUAUUCUCUGAAAAAGAAAUCCAAAAGCUUCCAGAGAACAGCCCAUCUAAAGGCUUCCAACUCACUCGACAGGAAAUAGUUGCUCUUUUAAAUGCUUUCGGAAGGCUUUCUACAAGUAUAAGAGAGUUACAGAAUUUUAAAGCCUUAUUACAACACAGUAGGUAAUAAAGGCUUUUAUAUGUCUGAUUAGAGACAUAAUCGGACUGUGGGAAGCGUGUUGGUCUUGGACAUUCAGCAGAAGGAGACUAACCUUCAAAGACUUGAAGAAGGAAUUCUGAACUCUUAAAGAAAAAAUUAAAACGUUCACUUGAAUAUUUAUGAUUCUUAAUAGAUUGUCAAUUAGAUAUAUUUAUAAAUGAAGUAUAUACUUUUAAAACAUGUAACUUAUACUAAUUCUGUGUUUAAUUUCAUAUGUUUCCAUCUGUUGAAAUAGUCUAUUCUGUUUGUUUAGAAUUGGUUUUUUCUUAUUCUGUUAUUCUUUAUUUCCAGUUGUCGGACUUAAAUGACCAUUGUAAUAAACACUGUUAGCAGUCUGUUGUGGAAAGGAGAGCUAGAGAACAAAUGUUGCUUCGGGCUAGCAUCAGUGAUAAAAAUUUAUCAGUGAUUUUUCAAACAUGUUCUUAGCCUUGCCUGAUGUCACCUUCUCUAACCCGGAAGCAUCAGUGUAAUGAAUGGCCCUUUCAGUGUGUAGUCACAGAAGGGACUGCAGAAUCCCCAGGACUUCAACUUCAGUUUCACUGGUUUUUAUUUGAGAUUUUUAGUUGCUGUUGUUGCUGUUUUGUUUUGGUCUAAAGGCCCUGCUUCAGUAAAGGUGAAUGCGUACUGUCCCCUCAGCUAGCUGCCCGGCCAGAUUGCCCGUGUGUGUCGUGGGCUGCUCCAGAGGAUUCUUUACUUAGAACCUAUACUCUGUCUCUGUUUUUGAUUUUGCAGUUCUUUGUCCUUACUCCAAUUUUAGAAAAUUUUUGUUCACUUUGAGAAAAAAAAUUUGCAUAAAUACUUAAGUUUCACUUUGAUAAAAUUUGAAUGGGAUUAUACGGAUUUAUAAUGCCACUUUUAAAUGAUAUACACAAAAUUUACUCUUUUAAAUUAAGCGUUUUUAAAGGAUUUUAUUUUAGAAUACAAUCUAUGCAAUCCUCUUUCAACCUGAAUUUCUUCGGUAGGUUAAACAGGUAGAUGAAUUCAGCCUUGUGAAGCUUCCCCUCUCCCUUUUUCAUUUCAGUUCAUUGUAUAUAAAUGGUACUUUGUACAGAUGACCUUCAUGUCCUAAGCUCAUUUUCUAAAGCUGGGAUUUAAAUAUCCUCCAAUAUUUAAAAUAUUCUUUUAAAAGCUGUUAGAGAUAGAAUGUGAUUAACUUGGAAGGAGGCAUCUGUGUAGAAGUAAUGCAGGUACACAACCUAGAGUUUCUCCUUCGACUCUUCAGUCUUUUAUGAAGUAAGUGCUCUUAAACCCGUACCUUACCUGCCAGUCUGAAAUGUGUUCAUCGACGAUUUAGUGGUGUAUUUUAAACUGUAUUUAGUUGGCUCACCCCUCUUUUAAAACUAUUUGGUCAUCCCCUGGGAGGGAUAUGGUUGAAAGGAGUAAGGUCUCACUAUUUUCUUACCCAGUUUCAAACUUUAUAGACCCAGGGGUUUUUUGUUGUUGAUGGUGGUGACUUUUUUUUUUUUGGUUAAGUCAAAUAAAACGCCGGCUUGAUUGGAGCCUUCUCCACUUUUUCUUUUCAGUUUUAGGGAUAUAAGUAUUGUGUGGCAGGAGAGGGGGACCUUAAGGUAAAUUUGUCUGAAAAGUGAAUAAUCUUGUUGGUAAAUUAGUAAGAAUUAUUCUUAGUGUUCAGAGUUUAAGAAAAUGUGAAAGUUUUGCACUUUGUCUAUUAUUACUGUAAGUUUAAGAAUCUUUUUGGUAGUGUUACUUCACUGUUCCCUCAGUUAAAAGCUAUUAUUUAAAUUCUGUUUACUGGAGAAGAAUCCUUGGUCAUUUCCAGUGAUUUUUUUUUUCUUUACUGUGAUUUGUUUCAAGCUUAGGAAAAUUGUAUAUUAGAGUGAGUUCUAGGAAACUAAAUGGUUAGUAUAAAAAGUUCUUUUCAAAGUUUUAAUGAAUUUUUGCACCACCAAGAAAAUAAACAAAUGAUUAACUUGAUUUUACCACAAAUUGGAUUGUGGGGGGCAGCCUCCAUUUGUGUGUGUUAUCUCUUAAAUGAUUGUAUAGGUGUAGGAAUCUUUGUUUUGUGAGCCUGGUGAUACUGUAUCUUUGUGAUAUAACCUCUUUUUCCAAGUCCCAGACCCUUUGUCCUACAGGGACACUAGAGGACCGACUGCCUUGUGAAAACGCUUGGCUGGUAAUUCCUCUCUCAUUUUGUCGUUAUCUCAUCACCUAAUUUAAAAGUCCAGCACUUGAUAAUAUAACUGACAGAAAUGAUUGUACCAGCUGACGAAGUAAUGAAAAUGAAGAAAAGAAUUCCUUCCUUCAAUGGCAUGAGUUUAUUUUUUUUCCUUAAGUGGCAUUGAUGUAAGUUAGAAAUACUAUAUAUUAAAAUUGAUAAAAUUUG